AUAUAUAUAAAUAUAGCAAUAAAUUACCAACUAACCAAAGCAUUGCCUCUGUGAAUUUGCCGACAAUUGCAAUUAAUUUUUAAUUAUUAAUUAAAUAAAAUAAUUAUUUAAUUAAAAUUUAACAGCAGAAUGGCCGUGGACAUUUCACCGAAAAAUGAUGGCGGAGUUUUGAAGGAAAUAAUAAAAGAAGGUCUGGGAGAGGAGACACCAUCACCCGGGUCCAAAGUCAAAGUUCACUACACCGGAACUCUUCUUGACGGAAGUAAAUUUGACUCGAGCAAAGACAGGAAUGAACCAUUCGAGUUUAAUCUGGCCCAGGGUAAUGUCAUCAAGGCCUGGGACAUCGGGGUCGCGACGAUGAAAAAAGGAGAAGUCGCCAUCCUGACCUGCGCCCCAGAAUACGCUUACGGUAAAAGUGGAUCCCCGCCAAAGAUUCCUCCAGACGCGACUCUGAAAUUUGAAGUUGAAGUUCUCGACUGGGUCGGUGAGGACUUGAGCCCUAAUUUAGACGCCAGCAUCCAGAGAUUCCAGAUCGUUUCUGGGUCCAAGGAAGACGGAUACCCCAAUGAUGGAGCUCUUGUUGACAUUCACCUGGUGGGAAAAUACAACGACCGGGUCUUCGAGGAACGGGACGUCAAGUUUAAUCUCGGGGAAGGCGAAGAUGUGGGAAUAAUUGAAGGAGUUGAAUCUGCGCUGAGUAGAUUUGCCGUUGGUGAGAAAUCACGUUUGCUGAUAAAGAGCAAAUUCGCUUUUAAGAAAACCGGCCACCAGGAAUUUAAUAUCCCACCUGAUGCUGAUGUUGAGUACAUCGUCGAGAUGAAAGCGUUUGAAAAAGCUGCGGAUAUUUGGUCGAUGGAACCGGAAACAAAAAUAGAACAGGCAAAACUGAGUAAAGACAAAGCGACAAAUUAUUUCAAAGCUGGUAAAUAUCCGAUGGCGAUAAAAAUGUGCAAAAAAGUCGUCGAGUUCCUGGAGAGCGAAAGCACUUUUGAUGAUAAAUUGAAACCCGAGAGAAACCAAGUGCUGCUGUCGGCACAUUUGAAUCUCGGGCUGUUUUAUCUCAAGACCAAUGACAAUUUCGAGGCGAAAAAUGCCUGCACUAAAGCUCUUGACAUUGAUCCGAGCAACGAGAAAGCUUUGUUCAGACGGGGACAAGCUCUGCUGGCACUAUCGCAACCGGAAGAAGCUAAGAAAGAUUUCGAGCAGGUCAUCAAAGUCGAGCCCAACAAUACGGCUGCGGUAAAACAGAUCGCAGUUUGUCGCGAGUUGAUAAUGAAAAACCGCGCCCAGGAAAAAAAAUUAUAUGCGAAUAUGUUUGAAAAAAUGGCACGUGCUGAUAAACAGAAAGAAGAGGAGAUAUUGCGUCGACAGCCGGAUGUUAUGCAAGGAACACUUGGGGAAUGGGGACAAGAGGAAAGACCUGGAGGCAGAGACGCAACAGCCUUUGAAAAAGAGAAUCCAAAUAUUCUUAUGUUGAACGCCAACGGAACUGGAGAAUUUCAAAAUAUGUGAACUUAAGUAACUAUUCAUUUAUCAUUUUCAUUAAUAUCAUUAUUAAUUACUCACGUUUUCAUCACUGCCGAUGUAAUUCAUUCCAAUAAAUAUCGAUUUAUAUUU
Molecule: messenger RNA, 1617 nt
Organism: Microplitis demolitor
Lineage: Eukaryota; Metazoa; Arthropoda; Insecta; Hymenoptera; Braconidae
Gene: Fkbp59
Product: FK506-binding protein 59
Exons: 5
Coding region: 130-1512 (460 amino acids)
Molecular function (GO): protein binding; peptidyl-prolyl cis-trans isomerase activity
Source: RefSeq, a predicted model, not a curated record